Molecule: messenger RNA, 2424 nt
Organism: Colletotrichum orchidophilum
Lineage: Eukaryota; Fungi; Ascomycota; Sordariomycetes; Glomerellales; Glomerellaceae
Product: sulfate permease
Exons: 3
Coding region: 1-2424 (807 amino acids)
Biological process (GO): transmembrane transport
Cellular component (GO): membrane
Molecular function (GO): secondary active sulfate transmembrane transporter activity
Source: RefSeq, a predicted model, not a curated record
AUGUCCAGCAAGGUCGGAAGGACCUUGGCCAGGGGCCUCGGCAUCGACGUCGAUGCCCGGUACCGCAACGAGCCCACCGAGGCCGUCCAGUCCGCCGCCGCCUCGUUCCGCUCCGUCGAGCAGUACGAGGAGAGAGAGCCUACCGUCGCCGAGUUCCUCCAUGACCACCGGCCUACGGUUCAUGGUGUCGUGAACUACAUCAAGAGCUUGUUCCCCUUUUGGUCCUGGAUCUUUCACUAUAAUGCAACUUGGCUUUUGGGAGACAUUAUUGCUGGUGUCACCGUCGGCUUCGUAGUCAUCCCCCAAGGCAUGGCCUACGCCCUCCUCGCCCAAUUGACCCCCGAGUACGGCCUCUACACCUCAUUCGUCGGCUUCAUCCUCUACUGGGCCUUUGCAACCUCCAAGGACAUCACCAUCGGAACCGUCGCCGUCAUGUCCCAACUCGUCGGCAACAUCGUCCUCCGGGUCAAGGACUCCCACCCGCAAUACGACGGGCCCCAAAUCGCCCAGGCCCUGGCCGUCAUCUCGGGUGCCGUGCUCUUGUUCAUCGGCCUCGUCCGUCUCGGCUGGAUCGUCGAGUUCAUCCCCCUCGUGGCAAUCACCUCCUUCAUGACCGGCGCCGCUAUCAGCAUCGCCGCCGGCCAGGUUCCCGCCCUCCUCGGUCUCCAGGGCGUUAACACGCGCAACGCGACGUACCAGGUCAUCAUUGACUUUUUGAAGGCGCUGCCCACCGCCAGACUCGACGCCGCCAUGGGUCUCACUGCGCUGUUUCUGCUGUACUUUAUCCGCUGGUUCUGCAACUUCCUGUCGGAGAAGCAACCCCACCGCAAGAAGUUUUGGUUCUUCGUGUCGACGCUCCGCAUGGCCUUUGUCAUUCUCCUGUACGUCCUCAUCAGCUGGCUCGUCAACCGCCACGUCAACUGGGAUGCCAAGAAGGCAAAGUUCAAGAUCCUCGGCAAGGUCCCCAGCGGUUUCCAGCACACGGGCGCCCCCAAGAUCGACACCGAGCUUCUGGGUGCCGUGGCGCCCGAUCUGCCCGUCACCAUCAUCGUCCUCAUCAUCGAGCACAUUGCCAUUUCAAAGUCCUUUGGACGAGUAAACAACUACGUCAUCAACCCCUCCCAGGAGCUCGUCGCCGUCGGCUUCACCAACCUUUUCGGACCCUUCCUCGGCGCCUACCCGGCCACAGGCUCCUUCUCCCGAACGGCCAUCAAGUCCAAGGCCGGCGUCCGCACCCCGCUCGCCGGCAUCUUCACCGCCGUCAUUGUGCUCCUGGCCCUGUACGCCCUGACCUCGGUCUUCUUCUACAUCCCCAUGGCCACCCUCGCCGGCCUCAUCAUCCACGCCGUCGGCGACCUCAUCACGCCCCCCAAGGUCGUGUACCAGUUCUGGGAGGUCUCGCCCCUCGAGGUUGUCAUCUUCUUCGCCGGCGUCCUCCUCACCAUCUUCACCACCAUUGAAAACGGCAUCUACCUGACCAUGUGCGCCUCCCUCGCCCUCCUGCUGGUGCGCCUCGCAAAGGCAAAGGGCCACUUCCUCGGCCGCGUCAAGGUCUACCGCGCCACAAAGGACACCGCCGGCGGGGGCGUCCCGUUCCACGACCAGGGCGAGGCCGUUGAGAGUCCUUCCCGCGAGACGUACAUCCCUCUCGAGCAGGACGACGGCUCGAACCCCAGCAUCGACGUGCAGACUCCGUACCCUGGUGUCUUUGUGUACCGGUUCGGCGAGGGCUUCAACUACACCAACCAGGCGCACUACAUGGAUGGCUUGGUCGCAUUUGUGCAGAAGCACGCCAGACGGACAAUCCUUGAUCGCUACGAGAAGCUGGGUGACCGUCCCUGGAACGACCCGGGCCCCCGCCGCGGCGCAAAGAUUGACCUGGACGACACCCGGCCCAUCGUCCGCGCCAUCAUCCUAGACUGCUCGGCCGUCAACAACAUUGACGUCACCUCGAUCCAGGGCCUCAUCGACGUCCGCAACGCGCUGGACCACUACGCCGAGCCCGAGGUGGUCGAGUGGCACUUUGCCAACGUCAACAACCGCUGGACGCGCCGCGCCCUCGCCGCCGCGGGCUUCGGGUUCCCCUCGGUCAAGGACGAGGGCAACUUUGGCCGGUGGAAGCCCAUUUACAGCUUCGCGCCCGUGGACUCUGGGUCUGGCCACGCGCCGCGCGUCACGUCGCAGCGUAGCCGCGAUCAGGAGGAGGAAGCGCAGGAUGUCAUUUCACCGUCGAGCAAGGGUCAUGAUGGUGCUGUUGCGCGGGUUGUGGGACGCGGGGAUGGGACGCUUGCUGCUGUGCAGGGUAUGAAUAGGCCCUUUUUCCAUAUUGAUGUUGCUGCGGCUGUGGAGAGUGCGAUUUUGAAUGCGGAGAGCAAGAGUGAUGGGCAGAGAUCGUCGGCUGAGUCAGUCCUCAAGAGCGGUUAG